Messenger RNA from Myodes glareolus (Bank vole), 692 nucleotides. The record is from RefSeq and is a predicted model, not a curated record. NCBI's taxonomy places the organism in Eukaryota, Metazoa, Chordata, Mammalia, Rodentia, Cricetidae.
AUCUGGUUUUAUGUUGAGGCCUUUGAUCCAUUUGGAGUUGAGUUUUGUGCAGGAUGUAUGCUACCACGGGCUGUUCCCUGACUCUCCACCACACAGAGAAACCAGAGCAUGAAGACAUCUGUGAAUACCGUCCCUAUUCCUGCCCCUGUCCUGGUGCCUCCUGCAAGUGGCAGGGGUCCCUGGAAGCUGUGAUGUCCCAUCUCAUGCAUGCCCACAAGAGUAUCACCACCCUUCAGGGGGAGGACAUAGUCUUUCUAGCUACAGACAUUAACCUGCCAGGGGCUGUGGACUGGGUGAUGAUGCAGUCCUGUUUUGGUCACCACUUCAUGCUGGUACUUGAGAAGCAAGAGAAGUACGAAGGUCACCAGCAGUUCUUUGCCAUUGUCCUCCUCAUCGGCACUCGCAAGCAAGCUGAGAACUUUGCCUACAGACUGGAAUUGAAUGGGAACCGGCGGAGACUGACCUGGGAAGCCACACCCCGGUCCAUUCACGACGGUGUGGCCGCAGCCAUCAUGAACAGCGACUGCCUUGUUUUUGACCCAGCCAUAGCACAUCUCUUUGCAGAUAAUGGGAACCUUGGGAUCAAUGUGACCAUUUCUACAUGCUGUCAGUGAGGCUCCGGGAGGCUUUCAGAAACCUGAGAAGUUAUUUGGGCGAACGCUCUUUGUUUAAUAAAGUUUUUUUUAAAUAGA